AUGCCGCUCCAUCUCCUCGGCAAAAAGUCAUGGAACGUCUACAACGCCGAGAAUAUCGCCCGCGUCAGGCGCGACGAGGCGCAGGCAAAAGCCCGCGAGGAAGAAGACGAACGUAUCAUGCAGGAGGUCGAUGCCGAACGCAGGAUCAAAAUUCUUCGUGGCGAACGUCCGCCUACGCCUCCGCCGGCGCCCUCUCUUCAGUCAUCUGAACCCGGGGCUCGAUCAGACAGAAAGUUCGCCAGCCAUGCUGGAGGAUUUCGUAAGAGAAGGAGGGUUGCUGGGGAAGAUGAUACGGAUCGAGAUAUACGAUACGCUCGGGAGGAUGCUGCACAAGCGGUUGCUAAGCGGGAAGAGUUGAUGCUCGCCUCUCGCAAGGCUGAUACAGCAGAAGCCCCGAUUCUAGACAAGUCCGGCCAUAUCAACCUGUUCCCAGCUGCAAGUGCUAAAACAGGGAAGAACUCUGAAGCGGAGGCUGAAGCGGCACGGAAGAAACGCAGCUAUGAAGACCAAUACACGAUGAGGUUCUCCAACGCCGCAGGCUUCAAGAAGACUAUCGGCCAGAAACCGUGGUAUUCCUCUACAGAACAAAAUGCAACAGCUCCAGAGUCGAUGCCCGAGAAAGAUGUGUGGGGUAAUGAGGACUCAGGGCGUAAAGAGAGGACACAGGCUCGUAUGAGUGCGAAUGACCCACUUGCAGCGAUAAAGCGAGGUGUGCGUCAGUUGAAAGCAACAGAGCAGGAACGGAAGCGAUGGAAUGAUGAAAAGCGAAGAGAGAUUGAAGCUUUGAAAGCUGAGAAGGUACGGCAGUCAAGCCAUCGGCGAAGGCGAUCCCCGUCAGUGGACAGCCUCGAUGGGUUCAAACUGGAUGCGCCGGACAGAGAACAUGAGAAGGACCGAAGAAGUUCUGACAGGCAUCAUCGUCGCCGUCGGGAUCAAAGUCGAGAUCGCUCUCAUCGUCGCCCUCAUCGUCGCCCUCAUCAUCACUCUCACCACCACUCCUCUCAUCGCAGUCAUUGUCAUCGUCACGAUGAACAUUCUGAGGCUGGCAGGCGGGAAAAACAUAUUGAAGCAAGGAGUCGAACCUAG
Penicillium egyptiacum is the source of this 1086-nucleotide messenger RNA. The record is from the annotation of a GenBank genome assembly. Lineage: Eukaryota; Fungi; Ascomycota; Eurotiomycetes; Eurotiales; Aspergillaceae.